Molecule: messenger RNA, 1125 nt
Organism: Durusdinium trenchii
Lineage: Eukaryota; Dinophyceae; Suessiales; Symbiodiniaceae
Source: the annotation of a GenBank genome assembly
AUGCAGGGAACUGGUGAAGAAGCUGCAGUGACGGACCUCUCCAAGACCAUCGCAACAAGAAUUGGCCUGAAAGAUGGUCGAAGACUUGUUCUCUUUGCCGGUGGUGAAAUCCUCAAGGACUCCAAGCGGUCCAAGCACAAAGAAGCGCCCCGUUGCCGAGAAAUCUCAUAUGUUGUCAGACAGGUUUGUGCACUGGAGGCAGCGCUUGGGUUCCGGAGGGCCCUCGCAGGGGGGACCAGAGAUCAUACCUAUGUGACAGUGACAAAUGCGAUCGCCUGUUUGACCUUCAACUACCAAUUCAACCAGAGCUUGCAAGGCGUCAUCUUGCCAAGCAGCCUGCAGACUUUGACCUUUGGCCACAAAUUCGACGAGACCUUGGAAAAUGUCAGUUUGCCAACCAGCCUUCUGACAUUGACCUUCGGCGUCAGCUUCAACCAAAGCUUGGAGAAUGUAACCUUGCCAAGCAGCCUGAAGACUUUGACCUUCGGCUACAGAUUCAACCAGAGCUUGGAGAAUGUCAAUUUGCCAAGCGGCCUGCAGACAUUGACCUUUGGUUUCAGUUUUAAUCAGAGCUUGGAGAAAGUGAGCUUUCCAAGCAGUCUACAAACUUUGACUUGCAGCGACAGUUUAUUCAAUCACGGCUUGGAAAAUGUCACCUUGCCAAGCAGCCUGCAGACUUUGACCUUCGGCAGGGGGUUCAACCAAAGCUUGGAAGGGGUCACCUUGCCAACCAGCCUGCAGACCUUGAAUUUUGGCGAUCACUUUGACCAGAGCUUUGAAGAUGUCACCUUGCCAAGUAGCCUGCAGUGUUUGACCUUCGGCAUGGAGUUUAACCAGAGCUUGGAAGGGGUCACCUUGCCAAGUAGCCUACAAACUUUGACCUUCGGUGAUAGAUUCAACCAGAGCAUGCAUGGUGCCACCUUGCCAGCCAGCCUGCAGACUUUGACCUUCGGCAUGGAGUUUAACCAGAGCCUGAAAGGUGUCACCUUCCCAAGCAGCCUGCAGACUUUGAUUUUUGGUGCUGCGUUUAGGCCCAGGUUUUUGAACAGCAUCGCACGGCCAAGCAGUUGUCGGGAGAUUCGCUCUUGUGAGUUCACUGUUUCCGUUCAUUUCUCGGAGGAAUGA